GGAUGGAGGCACGCCGCCAGUGUGCGCCUCUCUGUCUCGCGCACGCGCCAUGGCGCGCUGCGGCUGCCAGCGAACAACAGAACGCGCGAGCCGCCUUCCAAGGGCGGAAGCUACCUCGCCCGCUGCGGCUGAGAGCCAUGCUGCCGCAUGACUGCAUGCGUCCCGCUGCUGGACAGGAGACGUGCCGAGCCAUGGUGGGAUGAAGUGCUGCGGCAAAGCGCGAGCUGCGGCAGUCUGCGGGAUCUGACGCGGUGCGCUCGCCCUCGUUCUCGCGCGCGUGCCGCCGCUCCCGGUCCGCCGCGCCUUGCUCUCUCGCCGCCGCGCCGCGCUUCUCUCACCUUCUCCCACCAUUCCGCACCCCAACGCACCACCCACAUGUCCUCUCCACCCGCCGCCGAGCUCGCAAGCUCCGAAGGCGUCGCCUCGCCCGUCCUCACCGACGCUGACGGCGCGCCCGCCUCGCUCGACGGCUCGCUCGACGGCGCCGCGGCACACGAUGAUGAGGAGCACGCCGACGGCGCCGAGGCGCCAGAGGGCAACGGCAGCGCAUCGCCUGAGCACACAGGCAACGGCGUCGUCUCGCCUGCGCCGUCUGCAGAUGCCGCACCGGCUGCCAAGGCGCCCGGCUCGGUGGCCGGCACGCCCAAGAAGCCUGCAGCCGCCGGCGCCGCAAAGCCCGGCGUGCGUGCGCCGCUGACGGCCGGCGUCAAGCCAGCAGUGCGGCCAGGCGUCAAGCCAGCAGGCACGACAGGCACAGCGGCGCCGCGCUCGAGCGUGGCAGGCAAGCCGGCUGUGCCUGCUGCUCGCACCACCACGACGGCCGCCCGGCCAGCUGUCGGCACCGCUGCAGCACGCACGACUGCCGCCGCCAAGCCUGCUGCUGCUGGAGCUGCCAAGCCUGCAGUGUCUGCGACGGCCACUCGCACCGCAGCGGCGCGCCCGUCGACGGUCGGCACGGCUGCGGCACGCACGACGCCUGCCGCCAGCAGCGCCGCCGUGCGCAAGCCGGGCGUGCCUGCCAGCUCCAGCGCCGCCAGCACGCCGGUAAAGAAGCCGCUCGCUGCAUCGACAUCCGGCGCCACGGCUGUGGCUCGUUCAGCGACCGGCGCUGCGGCCGCGCGCCCGCCGAGCACCACCGCGACGCGCCCGCCGCUGUCCGGCACUGCCACGUCUGCCCGUCGCCUCAGCUCCGCCAGCACCAGCACUACGGCCUCGACGCGCCCGGCCGCUCCUCGCAGCAGCGUCACGCCCACGAGCGCCGCUGCUGCUGGCACCAAGCCAAAGACGGCGUCGGAGUUCCGCGAGGAGAUCGCCCGUCUCGAGAAGGAGGUCGAGGCACGCGACGCCAAGCUGGAGAGUCUGCAGUCAGAGCUCGACAAGAAGGAGACGGCGCCUGCAGAUCCCGAGGGAGACGCAGCGCUCCAGCAAGAGCUGGAGCAGCUCAAGUCCGAGCUGCAGGGACGUCCCACCGGCGAGCGAGUCGGGGAGCUCGAGGCGGAACUCGCAGGCGCCAAGAAGCAACUGCAGGACGCAGAGGCUGCUCACAGCGACGCCGCUCGUGCUCGCUCAGACUCAGCAUCGGCGGAGCAGGAGCAGCUGCGUGGCGAAGUCCAGGCGCUGCAGUCCGAGCUAGACGACAUCAAGGCGCAGCGUGACUCCAUUCGUUCUAGCUCCGACUCAGCAUCGGCAGAGCAGGAGCAGCUGCGUGGCGAAGUCCGGGCGCUGCGUUCCGAGCUCGACGACGUCAAGACGCAGCGCGACUCCGCUCGUUCUCACUUCGACUCGGCAUCAGCAGAGCUGGAGCAGCUGCGUGGUCAGCUGAAUGCGCUGCAGGACGAGCUCGACGACGUCAAGACGCAGCGCGACUCCGCUCGUUCUCACUUCGACUCGGCAUCAGCAGAGCUGGAGCAGCUGCGUGGUCAGCUGAAUGCGCUGCAGGACGAGCUGACGGCAGCAAAGGCUGGCACCGCAGAUGCGGCGACGGCUCAAGGCGAGCUAAAGGCGCUCACCUCGCAGCUCGAGGACGUCCAGAAGGAGCGGGACACGCUGCAGUCCCAGCUGGACGAGGCGGAACGGCGCGCCAGCGACGCCGAGACGCUGCGAGGCGAGCUCGGCCAAGCAAGAUCCCGUGCCCGCGACGCAGACUCGCUGGAGUCGGAGCUCGCGUCGCUGAAACGGCAAGUCGACGAGGCAACGGCCGGCGCCAGCGACGCUCAGAAGCUGCAGGUCGAGCUGGACGACAUCAAGCAGCGGCUCGCGGCAGCACAGCAAGACGCUGCCACAGUCGAGCAGCUGCAGCAGGACCUCGACUCGGCCCGUCGUACCGGCGGCGAUGCAGCACAGCUGCAACAGGAGCUGGACGCGCUCAGGACGCAGCACGGCUCUGCUCUCGAGCAGCUGCGAGCUGAUCACGCGACGACUCUGGACGACGCCGUUAAGCAGGCACGCGAGGCGACACACUCUGAGCUGAGCGCCACACACGAGAAAAGUCUCGACGAGCUGCGCUCGACGCACGAUGCGGCACUCGAGUCGUCGCGCAGGUCGGGCGGCGAUGCUGCUCAGGCCUUUGAGCAGGAAGUGGCCUCGCUGCGUGCCCAGCUCGAGAGCCAGCAGCGUGCCUUUGACGAGCGUCUUGAGACUGUGCAGAGCGAGCACGCGGCCAACCUGGCGGAGAUGCUGCGCACAAGUCAGGACGAGGCCGCCUCCUCGCACGGCAACGAGCUGACAGCCGCACGCGAGGAGCUCGAGCGCGUCUCGGCGCAGCUCAAGUCGCUCAAGGACGAGGCAGGCCGUGCCUCGGAGGCACGUCAGGCGCUCGAGAAGCGCGCUACCUCGGCCGAGGCCGAGGUGCAGAAGUCCCGUGCAGCAGACGCAGCCGCAGCCCAUGCUUCGAACGGCACGGCGGCCGAGCUGGAGCGCCUGAAGGCAGAGCUGCGCGACAGCCAGGAGGCGCUCGCUCAGACACAAGGUGCCUUCGCCGGUCAGCUCGACGAGAUGGCCAAUGCGCAGCGCAGCAUGAUGCAGGAGGGCGCCGACCGCCGGGCAAAGGACAUCAAGGAGCUCAAAGUCGCGCACGAGAGGGAGGUGCAGCGGCACAUCUCCAAGCACACGCAGGACGCACAGUCGCUCAUGGCGCUGCAGGACCAGCUCAACGCCGCCGAGCGGCAGGUCAACGAGGCGCAGGCGCGUGCUCGUGCCGCUGAGAGCAAGGCGGCCACGCCGGUGGUCAAUGUGCCGUCGGACGCGUCCGAGGAUCUGAUCGAGCUGCACAAUCUGCACAACCAGAAGCUCGAGUAUCUCACGAAGCAGCACGCCGAGGCCAAGCAGGUGUGUGGACCGCAGCCGCUACGCGCCGGGCACCGCUCAUGCUGACCCUGCACGCCAGACGCUUGAGGAGGAGCUGGCUACGGCAAAGGCGUACGCGGAGCAGGCAGACGAGGCUCUGCGCUCGGCCAAGCUGGAGC
Molecule: messenger RNA, 3464 nt
Organism: Tilletiopsis washingtonensis
Lineage: Eukaryota; Fungi; Basidiomycota; Exobasidiomycetes; Entylomatales
Exons: 4
Coding region: 148-3372 (1074 amino acids)
Biological process (GO): mitotic chromosome condensation
Cellular component (GO): condensed chromosome; chromatin; condensin complex
Molecular function (GO): chromatin binding
Source: RefSeq, a predicted model, not a curated record